Salvia splendens (bonfire salvia) is the source of this 900-nucleotide messenger RNA. Its product is annotated as protein LURP-one-related 11. The record is from RefSeq and is a predicted model, not a curated record. The coding region runs from base 109 to 696 and encodes 195 amino acids. The transcript is spliced from 3 exons. NCBI's taxonomy places the organism in Eukaryota, Viridiplantae, Streptophyta, Magnoliopsida, Lamiales, Lamiaceae.
ACCAUCAAUUAUCAUCAUUCUCUCUAAUUAAGAAACACAAAGGGUCAUUGAGUUUUUGCAGUUUACACAAAUAAGAUUGCUACAAAAUCUAGUCUUUCACAUCACAUCAUGGCAAAGGUGCAUCCGCAGCUUGUCUCUUCAUGCACUUCAUCAAAGCAAGAAGUGUUCACUCUUUGGAUGAAGUCUCUAAUCAUGAGCACCAACGGUUGCGCUGUUUUCGAUUCCAACGGUUGUAUCGUGUUUCGUGUCGACAACUAUAGCCACAGGUGCACCACUCAAAUAUGCAUCAUGGAUGCCACAGGCAAAGUCCUAUUGACUAUAGUUAAAAAGAAAUUCUCCCUAUUUAAGACAUGGGAGGGAUACAGAUCAACAAAAAGCACGGAUGGCAGGAGGAAGAAGCCUGUGUUUCAAGUUCGAAAACUCAUGGGAAUCAGAGCGUUUCUCGGAUAUUUGAGAGGUUACUCAAUUUGCAAGGCUUUGAUCAGAGUAGAAGAAGAUAAAGUGUGUGAAUACAGAAUGGAAAUUAAAAGUUGUAAGCAAUCUUGCCGAAUAGUUGAUGCUUUUGGUGGCCUUGUUGCAGAGGUAAAAAGAAAGAUAACAACAAGUGGAGUUGUUCUUGGAGAAGAUGUGUUGACAAUGGUUGUUGAACCUCAUAUUGAUCACUCUCUUGUUAUGGGAUUGGUGCUUGUCAUGUGAAUCUACAAGGAGUAUUAUUUUAUUUUUCAAAAAUUAAGAAUUGGACAUGGCAUCACAUGAUGCUCAAAUCGCCAUUCAAAGUAUUGUGUUCGGAGGAAUCAAGGACAAGAGAUGCAGUUAUCAACAAUCUAGCCCACUGAUUGAUUUCUGUGUAUAAAAUUACAAUUCAUUGAAUACCAAUUAUAGACAUCAAUACUUGUUAAA